Emericellopsis cladophorae is the source of this 1070-nucleotide messenger RNA. RefSeq names its product FAD/FMN-containing dehydrogenase. Gene Ontology annotation, molecular function: FAD binding. The record is from RefSeq and is a predicted model, not a curated record. The transcript has a single exon. Lineage: Eukaryota; Fungi; Ascomycota; Sordariomycetes; Hypocreales; Bionectriaceae. The annotation marks the transcript as partial.
AUGGACGCUCUAGACGAGCGCAGCAUCAAGUUUCAGCGAAUGAAAGGCCAAGAGUGCCUCCCUGAGGCCAUGAUGCACGACCGAGGUGCGGUUGUCCCGGCAGUCGUGGUGUCUCCAUCCAAUGAAUCGGAGGUGGUUCAAACACUGCAGAUCCUCACCAAACUUGACCUCUACCAUGGCGGCCAGGCUGUGUCAGUGAAGAGCGGAGGCCACGGUUAUUUCAACGGCGCCACGUGCGCCGACAUCAUGCUCAAUUUGUCGGCCAUGAGGCAGCGCAAGAUCGAACAGAACGUUCUCACAUUAGAGCCUGGCUGCCUCCUGGGCCAUACCAUUGACCUGCUCGCCAAGAACCACAAGGCGGUGCCUCAUGGAGACUGCUUUGGCGUCGGCGCGGGUGGCCAUUUCACCACCGCUGGCUGGGACAUCCUGCUUGCGCGCCGCUACGGUCUGGGCUGCCAGUCGGUGGUCGGUGGUCGGCUUGUUCUUUGGGAUGGCACGGUUUGGGACGUGGGCGACAAGGACCAUCGUGAUCUGCUCUACGCCAUGCGUGGUGGUGCCGCCGCCGGCACCGGCGUCGUCACGAAAAUCCAGCUUCGCCUAGAGGAGGAACCGGCCCUGGCCACGUGGCAAUUUGUUCCCCUCACGAAAGACGACCUGAAACACAGACUCGUAGCGCAGCGGGUAUUUCAACGAGCCGAGAGCCUGCCCCGGGAUAUCACCGUCUCGCUUCGCUUUCACUACGAGCUCGGGGAGGACCAGCGCUCGUGUUCUUUCAAUGUGACGAGCCUCUUGACGGCCAAGGAGACUCUUCAAAAGCUAAAACGGCAUUUGGGUCCUGAGGUGUCCGAGCUGGUGUCUGAUCUGACCCGAUGGAAUGAAGGGUCGUUGCUGGACUUGCGUCUGAAAGUCGCGUCGGACACGCUGGUGAAGAAUCCCCAGAUGUUGGCGGACAUGACUGCCCGCUCCCUGCAUGACAAUCCACGGUUGUACUGGAGUGAACAGCAGUGCUUGCGCGAGAUGGAGCGAUCUCACCUUCUUUCGCGCUCGUACUGGGUCACAAAUGACUGCGA